Capsicum annuum is the source of this 821-nucleotide messenger RNA. RefSeq names its product homeobox-leucine zipper protein ATHB-7. Lineage: Eukaryota; Viridiplantae; Streptophyta; Magnoliopsida; Solanales; Solanaceae. The transcript is spliced from 2 exons. The record is from RefSeq and is a predicted model, not a curated record. The coding region runs from base 68 to 703 and encodes 211 amino acids. Gene Ontology annotation, molecular function: sequence-specific DNA binding; DNA-binding transcription factor activity, RNA polymerase II-specific. Gene Ontology annotation, biological process: positive regulation of DNA-templated transcription. Gene Ontology annotation, cellular component: nucleus.
AUAUUUUAAUAAGCAUCUUAUUAUGAAUCGUGCAACCUAGAAAACCACAGUGAGAACAGAUGAAAAUAUGUCUAUGGGAGAAAUGCCUCCAACAAACUCAGACAUUUGGGGUCAAUCUAUGUCAAGUAGUAUCAAGAAGUGCAAGGACAGCAUGAGAAGAAGGUUCAAUGAUGAGCAGAUUAAGUCACUGGAGAACAUGUUCUCGACAGAGUCGAGACCUGAGCUGAGAACAAAACAACAAUUGGCUAGAAGUCUAGGACUGCAGCCAAGACAAGUAGCUAUAUGGUUUCAGAACAAGAGAGCUAGAUCAAAAUCCAAGCAACUUGAAUUGGAGUAUAGAAUGCUUCAAAUGAGUUAUGACAACUUGGGUUCCAAGUAUGAAUUACUCAAGAAAGAGCAUGAAUCCUUGCUCCUCCAGCUGCAGAGACUUAGAAAGUUAACUGAAAAGGGUGGCACUGAGGAGAUUCAGAAAGAUGGGAUCAAAUCAGAAACAGAGCAAUUUGCACCAGAAAAUUGCAGCGCUGAAUUUGGCUUACCUUUGUGUGAAGACAACAGGGGAAUUGACUACUUGGGACCAGAAUCUGAUAUUCUAGACAUGGCACAAAUAGCUGAUGGCUUAUCCGAAAUUGAAAACGAAUACAACUACGAGUCGAGAACGUUUCUUGAUAAUUCUGGUUGUACAUCACCAUUGUGGGAAUUUUAAUGUUGCAAGUUUGCUGCUGUUUCAAAACCAUUUUGUUACUAGAAUCAAAUGAAUUUAAAACGAUGAAUAGUGGAAUAAUCAGAUGUAAAUAAGCAUAGUUAAACCUGUUUGGCACCAA